Molecule: messenger RNA, 1656 nt
Organism: Rotaria sordida
Lineage: Eukaryota; Metazoa; Rotifera; Eurotatoria; Philodinida; Philodinidae
Source: the annotation of a GenBank genome assembly
GGUGAUAGUUAUCAUCUUAUAUCAUCAAUACAAGAAAAUCAUAAAGAUAAAAGAAUAUCAACUUAUAAAAGUUCUGAUUGUACUACAAAUGAUCAUUGUUGUUUACAUUCAACUUUAUCACAACCAAUUCAAGCACCAUCAUCAUCUAUUUAUCAUCAAGUUAAUCGUUUAAUGUUAUCUGGUAGUGAACCACCAUUACCAUUAGCUAAUAUAACAACAAAUCGUCAUUCAACUCCAACUUCAACAUUACGUUCAGUAAAAAAAGAUAUUGAUAAUUCAAGUGCACAAACAUAUUCAGCUGUUUAUUCAUGUGACUUAGCAGCUAAUUUAGAUAUUGAUCAAGAACUUUUUCCACAAUAUAGAUCAUUGAUAAGAAAAAGAUCGUUUAUAAAAACUAAUAAUCCAACUUUACUAGAAAGUCAAAUUUUAUUUCUUUAUAUGAAAAAUCUUGUUGAUUGUUAUGCAUUACAACCAAAUAAUCAUCAACCAAUUCUUCUUGCUGCAGCAGAUGAAAAUAGAAUUCAAUUAUUGCAUGCUCACUCCGGUAAUUUUCAUUCUCAACUUCCUGUAUCAUCUGUUGGUGCUUGUCAUAGUAUUUUAUUUUCUUCUAAUGGACAAUUUCUAAUUGGACUUUUUUAUGAAGUAACAUCAAAUGUAAAUCCUUAUGCUGUUAAAAUUUGGUCAACAGAUGAUUAUUCAAUUCGUACAAAUUUACAUCCAAUAAAAUGUUCCAUAGCUGUAACAUCUCGACAUUCAUCUAUACUUUAUAUGGCUGGUAAACAAAAAUAUGGUCGAGGUAUAUCACUUGGUUUACUUGAUAUUGAUUCAUGUAGUCUUGCACGUGAACUUAAAUCAGAUCCUGAUACAACAAUUGGUGAUGAAAUAAAACGAAUUAUAUUAACAAAAAAUGAAUCUUAUGCACUUGUUGCUUGUACAGAAUAUUCAAGUACAUUUGCAUGUUUUGUUGUUUUUAAAUUAGAAGCAAAUACAAUUAAUAAUGAUGAUUCAUCAUCAUCAACAUCAUUAAUAACAGGUUCAAUGAGUAAUUGUACAAUGAUAUUAACAAGAUUUGAUUGUAAUCCAAAUUUUACAUUUUCUAUUGCUGAUACAAAUAAUAGUGGUGAUCAAUAUAUGUUAACUAUAUUACGUACAAAUGAAAUUAUUAUUUGGCAAUUAAUUGAUGGAGAAAUUUUAUUUAAUUAUAAUUUUAAUUAUUUAUUUAAUGAUAAUGAUACAUAUCAAAUAGAUGAUUGUCAAAUGAAUGAUAAUCGUUUAUUAAUACAUGUUCAACAAGGUUUUAUUUAUAUUUGGGAUAUAACAAUUCCUAUAGGACAAUUUUUAUUUAUUGCUAAUAUUCGUGAUCCAUUGAUUCAUUCGAUUCGUUGGCUUGAUCAUCGACAUUUUCUUUCAAUUGAUCAUGAUGGUCAACGAAUACGUACAUGGAAUAUAAAUCGAAAAGAAGUUCUCAAUGAAUUAUUAUCACUUCAAGGUACAAUACAAUCAUUACAUGUACAUUCAAUAUAUAAUGAUUUAAAUAAUCGAAACGAAUAUUUAAUUGGUGGAUUAUCAAUGAACGAACGUAGUUUAAUUAUGUUUGAAUAUAAUCAAUUAAAUGAUAAUAAUACUGACUCAUCUAAUAAUAACAUUGUUAAUUAA